AUGAGCGAACCCCACCAUCCCGCUACCAACACUAACGAACCCGCCGCCGCCGUCUCCGACCAUCCCAGCGCCGCUGCCAUUGUUGUUGAUCAAGAUUGUGUCAAUAAAUUGGUGAACAACAUUCAUGAACAAAAUGUGCAACGCGGACAAGGAAGUAUUGCCAACAAUUUACCUCACUUGGAAAUGAAUUUUGAUUCUGAGGCGGCGGCUUAUGAUUUUUAUAAUGAGUACAGUAAAAUAAUUGGAUUUGGUAUUCGUCGAGAAUAUGGAAAUAGAAGCAGAGUAGAUGGAUUUUUGACUUCAAGAAGAUUCACAUGCUUCAAAGAGGGUGUACGAGGUGUUGACAUAAGACGUCAACCAAAAGGGGAGCCUAGAGCAGAAAUUAGAACGGGAUGUUUGGCGCGUAUGGUUAUUUCACUCGAUCGGAAGAUAGAGAAAUAUAAAGUUGUUGACUUUAUAGCUGAACAUAACCACGAACUUCAACCUGAGCAUGUUCAUAUGAUUCGCUCUCAUCGACGCAUAUCUGAUACACAAGCAUCACAAAUUGUCUUGGGAGAUGAAUCUGGAUUAAGACCAAAAGAUUUGCAUGAAUAUAUAUCCAAGCAAGCUGGUGGAAUAAAGACAGUUGGUUUUACCAAAAAAGACCUUACGAAUUACCUUGAAACCAAAAGGAAGCAGUCACUAAAGUAUGGUGAAGUGGGUGCAUUGAUGAUGUAUUUCAAAAAAGAAAGUGAAAAUCCCUCGUUCUAUUAUGACUUGCAAAUGGAUGUUGAAGAGAAAAUAACAAAUAUAUUUUGGGCGGAUGCACAAAUGAUAAAUGAUUAUGGGUAUUUUGGUGAUGUUAUCACUUUUGACACCACAUACAAGACAAAUAAGGGUUAUCGGCCGCUGGGAGUAUUUGUUGGACUAAAUAAUCACAGGCAAACAGUCAUUUUUGGGGCAGCAUUGUUAUAUGACGAAACAAUCCCUUCUUUCAAGUGGUUAUUUGAAACAUUUCUCAAGGCAAUAGGUGGUAAAAAGCCAAAAACCAUGAUGACGGAUCAAGAUGCCGCGAUGGCUAAGGCUAUUUCUUUAGUUAUGCCAGAAACAUUUCAUGGAUUGUGCACUUGGCAUAUAAGACAGAACGCUUUACGGCAUGUGAACCACUUGUAUCAAAAGAGUUCACGAUUCGGUUUGGAUUUUGAAGCAUGCAUAGAUCUACAUGAAGAUGAGGGUGAAUUUUUGAAUGCUUGGAAUUCUUUACUUGUUGAGCAUAAUAUAUUGGAAGGGUCGUGGUUGCAUACAAUUUUUCAAUUGAAGGAGAAAUGGGCAUGGACAUAUGUCCGGAAAACAUUCACUGCAGGUAUGAGAUCUACUCAAUUAAGUGAGAGCUUUAAUGUUGAUUUGAAGAACCAUUUGAAGUCUGAUUUAAAUUUGGUACAAUUUUUUACACACUUUAAAAGAGCUGUUAAUGGUAAACGAAACAAAGAGUCAGAAGCUGAAUAUGAGUCAAAAAAUAAGCUUCCUAGAUUGAAAAUGAAGAAGGCUCGUAUGCUCAUACAAGCUGCAAACGUUUACACUCCAAGAAUAUUUGAGGAGUUCCAAGAGGAAUAUGAAGAAUAUCAAGACACUUGCAUAAAAGAUUUGAAAAAAGGUUUGUAUGCUGUCACAAACUAUGAUAAUCCAACGGAGAGGAUAGUUAUGGGAAAUGCUAUGGAACAAAAAGUUUCUUGUGAUUGUCGUAAAUUUGAGACACAUGGCGUCUCAUGCAGUCAUGCUUUGAAAGUUUUAGAUGUCAUGAACAUUAAGUUAAUUCCUGAAACCUAUAUACUUAAGCGAUGGAGAAGAAAUGCAAGGUUGGGAAGUGAUCAAGAUUGGAAAGGGAGGCAUGUUGAAUUAGACAUAAAAGCCCAUUUCAUGAAGCGGUACAAUGAGUUAUGUCCUCGAAUGGUUAAGUUGACCAACAAAGCUUCAGAAACUCAUGAAACAUACACAUUUUUGUCCAAAGUUUAUGAAGAGUCCAGCAAAAUAAUUGAUGAUAUGUUGGCCAAAAAGUAUGUGGAUGGAGAAUCAGGUGGCAUGGUUCAUGUAUCCAUAUCAAUUGCAAAUGAUGAAAUUGACAAUGUGGACACCGUUUGCAUGGCAAAAGGCAUAGCUAAUCGAGAAUGUUCACGCAAGCAGAAAAAGCGAUAUAAAUCUUGGAUUGAGAAAAAAGAUAAAAAGACAAAGAUGUGCUCAAAGAGAAAGAGGUCUGGUGAAAAUUUAGUGCAGUUGUUACCGCAAGAAACUACCGUUCAAGCGACACAAUCAAGUCAAGUUGGCAAUGGAACUCAACAUCAAGCUACAAUCCAAGAGUCAUAA
Messenger RNA from Medicago truncatula (barrel medic), 2340 nucleotides. Its product is annotated as protein FAR1-RELATED SEQUENCE 5-like. The record is from RefSeq and is a predicted model, not a curated record. The transcript is spliced from 3 exons. The coding region runs from base 1 to 2340 and encodes 779 amino acids. Gene Ontology annotation, molecular function: zinc ion binding. NCBI's taxonomy places the organism in Eukaryota, Viridiplantae, Streptophyta, Magnoliopsida, Fabales, Fabaceae.